Molecule: messenger RNA, 596 nt
Organism: Acaulospora morrowiae
Lineage: Eukaryota; Fungi; Glomeromycota; Glomeromycetes; Diversisporales; Acaulosporaceae
Source: the annotation of a GenBank genome assembly
AUGGCGUCGAAAAGUAUUCCAAAUGCCGACCAACGAAAAAUUUCUACAUCAAAUCCUGGGGAUAAGAGCGGUCAUAUACCCAAAGCUAAGUUGUCCACUGUUGCUUCUGCCAUAGCGAGGUUUCAGGCUACUGACAAGGGAAGUGAUAAAGUAGAAAAAGCCCCCGCGAGAAAUUUUACCAGAAACGUUGCCAAAGACAAAAUAGAAGCUUCAAAAUCGCAGACACCAUUCAGUACGGCUGCUCAAAUUGCCGCUUUAAAUUCUAGAAUACAAGCUUUGGAUACGGAUCUCGAUGUUACCAAAACGAAAGAAACAACAAAUAAUAAAUCAUUACCUUCCACUGUUGACAAUAAAUCCGAAACUCCUAUUAGCAACAUAGAAACUACUCUCCUACAAUACAAAAAACAUACUCGAGAUAAUUCGGAUUCAAGUAAUCAACUUCGACUUUCUGAGAAUUCGCAAAGUACUGUUAGCACAACCCUUACAACUCCCAUUGAGAGUACUGACCCGAAAUUUGAUUUACUGAACCCUAAUUCCAAGAAUGAUGAGGCGACAAUUGCUUCUAUUGAGAGGAAGCACAAAGAAGAAUUGGUCAA